This is a messenger RNA of Salvelinus fontinalis (brook trout), 6197 nucleotides long. RefSeq names its product zinc finger and BTB domain-containing protein 22-like. The transcript is spliced from 4 exons. The record is from RefSeq and is a predicted model, not a curated record. Gene Ontology annotation, biological process: regulation of transcription by RNA polymerase II. Lineage: Eukaryota; Metazoa; Chordata; Actinopteri; Salmoniformes; Salmonidae. The coding region runs from base 449 to 2509 and encodes 686 amino acids. Gene Ontology annotation, molecular function: DNA-binding transcription factor activity, RNA polymerase II-specific; protein binding; RNA polymerase II cis-regulatory region sequence-specific DNA binding.
AAAGUAUCUGUGACCAACAGAUGCGUAUCUGUAUUCCCAGUCAUGUGAAAUUUUAUAGAUUAGGGCCUAACGAAUUUAUUUGACUGAUUUCCUUGAACUGUAACUCAGUAAAGUCUUUGAAAUUGUUGCGUUUAUAUUUUUGUCCAGUAUGCAUCUGGUUUAAUUAACUAACCUCUUUGUUUUACCACUUUCACUAAACGCCACAAGAGGUCGAAUUAGCUUGGUUGCUAUGCUACCUCCAGUGUCUAGUCGGUAGUCGAAACAACCCUACUACUUUUUUAGUCGUCUGGCAUUUCUUCAAAGGCGGCGCAUGAUGGGUUGUAUGCAAAACAUGAUGGAAAACAAAUCAUACAAUUGGAAAUGUAUAUGUAAACAACGGAGAGAGGGUAGCUUGUCGGUAUAGAGUCUGGCUUGACAUAAUUGUUUCAAAGGUGCACAUUCUAAAACGAUGCAUUCUCUGUCAAUGGGGCAGGGCUGUAGCAGCUCAGGUGUCCCCUCUGGCUCGGUGGUUCAGGUGUGCUUCCCCAGCUCCCAGGCGUCUGUACUGGACAGCCUGAAUCGCCAGCGCGAGGAGGGCCAGCUCUGUGACCUCUCCAUCCAGGUCCAGGGGAAGGUGUUCAAAGCCCACCGCUGCGUGCUAGCUGCAUCCUCACCCUACUUUCACGACCAGGUGCUCUUGAAGAACAUGUCCACUGUCUCCAUCCCUGCCGUCAUGGACCUGCUGGCGUUCGAGAGUGUCCUGAGCUGCGCCUACACGGGCCAGCUGCGCAUGCUCCGCGAAGACAUCGUCAACUACCUCACCGUGGGCAGCGUGCUGCAGAUGUGGCACAUCGUGGACAAGUGCACAGAGCUCCUCAAAGAGGGGCGGGUGGUGGGUAGCGCAUCCCAGGGGGUCAUUGGAGGAGUGCAGGGGAACCCUAGAUGCAGUAGCAGUGAAAGCUCCCUAGCAGGUGGAAGCAACACCCAGGCAGCCCCUCACCCUCCCAGCCGUCCGUCCCUGAGUGAGAGCCAGUCUCCCAGCAGCACCAACUACUUCAGCCCCAGAGAUGUCAACUCCGGAGGGGGAGCAGCGGCAGCUGGAGCUGCAGGGCAGGAAGGCGUGAAUGCCACUCCCAGCUACUGCACCCCUUCUGGGGCCGAGGAGGCCUUCCUGAUCGAAGAGGAGGAUGAAGAAGAGGAAGAAGAGCUCAUGUACCAUAGGAAGCAAGGGAGCAGCAGGAGGAAACGGACAACCUCUGUCUCGGACCAAGAGGUUGGAGUCAGCGACCGCUUCGGAGUGUCGUCCUACCAAGACGGGGACGCCUCCCCUCUCCAGAAGCGACCCACCUACAGCCAGCCCAGCAUCAUGCCCCGGAAGCAGUGGGUGGUGGUGAAGACGGAGGGACCCCAGGACGAUGACCUGAUUGUGGUGUCAGGGGAGGAAGGGCCAGAUGAGGAAGAGGAGAGAGAGUUGGAAAUGUUGAGGGAGAGGGAGAGGACGUUCAACAUAUCCAACGUCAGGACUCUGUCUGGAGAGUUGAGGAGCAGAGCGGACCAUGAGAUGGAGACACAGAUGGAUUACUGCCAGUCUUCUGAAGACUACCUCAAGUUUGACAGUGGUUUGAUGGACCAGACUCCCCCACAGCACCUUCAUGACAGCGCUGGUCAGAGUGGUGGCAGAGCCGUUUCUGCCCUACUCGGCCAAGUCCAGUCUGCUGCUGCUGCUAGAGCUCAGCUCUUUCCCAUAGACAUGCAAGGCAACCAGAUCCUCAUGUACAGCCAAUCCUCUUUAGACUCCUCUCAACCCAUAGGAAUAGGAGGUGGUAUGGCUGGGGCACCAUUUAAAGGGACAAACUUAGAGCAUGGAGCGGUCCAUUUGUCAGCACAGGGAGGUUUGGGCGGUGGCAUAGAUGGACUGGACGGGGGUGGUGGUGGCGGGGGUUCAGGGAAGGUGUUCAUGUGUCACUGUGGAAAGACCUUCACCCACAAGAGCAUGCGUGACCGCCACAUCAACAUGCACCUGGACCUGCGGCCUUUCAACUGCCCCGUCUGCGCCAAGAAGUUCAAGAUGAAGCACCACCUGACGGAGCACAUGAAGACCCACACGGGGCUCAAGCCCUACGACUGCCACGGCUGCGGCAAGAAGUUCAUGUGGCGCGACAGCUACAUGCGGCACCGCUCCCACUGCGAGGGACGGAGCGGGGCGGCUGGCAGGAGCGAGGAUGGGGGAGUGUCCGACCGCACUGAUGGCGUCUCCCCUCAGCAUCUCCCCCUCUCGGCCAGCGAGGCCGGUCAAGAUGCCGUUGGUGGCAGGACUGGGAUCUCUGUCUUGUCGCCACAUCAUUCCAGUACAGGUAGCAGCAGCAAUGCCGUCUCGUGCCUGACCAUGGUCGGUGCAGGAGCGCGCUUAGGGGUCAACUCUCCAAGCGUGUUGCAGGGUCAAGGUUCUGUGUUUGGUCUGGGGGUCAGCCAAGGUGGGUGUGAGGAGGAAGUGUGUGAGGUUGGUGAUAAUGAUACUAGUGUCACUUGACCAAACGGGUGAACACCAUGUGAGUGUUUUAAGACAAGGGGGCUUUGGAGAGGUAUUCCAAUGACCUCUGGAAAGUGACCCUCUUGGAAAAUGGCUAGGGACCAUUGUACAGUUCAGUGUUCUCUUACAUGUCAAGGUUAUUCUCUGUAUGACUGUUUUGUGGCACAUGCUGUGUCUAAGAAAACCAAAAAUCAAGAGACAAUGACUCCGCAACAACACUUUUGGCAAAAUCUAAACUAGAAAUAGAGGAAAGUUGCUGUUGUAAGUGAUGUGUUCUACAAUAUUCUAAGCUUUGUUCUGCCAGGGAAUGAGUGCAUUUCAAGUAAGUGUCUGUGAAGAAGAGCCUUGCAGUACUGUGGUCUUGUUUCACAGGAUGCCCUUCCACACGGGUGAUGUGUUCACUGUCCAAUUCCAGUGCUAUAGUACAGUAUUACUGUAAAUUUAUCCUAUUAUAUCACUUACUAAUUGCUACCAUUAUGAUAGGUGCAAAACUAUACAGUGUAUAGUGUGUUUACAAGUCAUCCUCAUUAAUAUUGAUCGUAGACAACAAAGCAUCAGUCUGACACUUGGGUUACUUACGGAUCAUUCCUUACUCAAACUGCCAAAUUCCAAUGCAUGCCUUGAGAGACAUUGAGUACUAUUAACAGUAGACUGGCUCAACAAAGCUGUAUCCACCAGGAUUCUGUAUGUUUUUACCAGGGUUUUACCUUCUAUGAAGGUUGUGGCUAUGAUGUUUUUAUUCAGGAGAAAGACUUAGUCUUUGUGUGCUUAUCUGUGUGCUUAUCUGUUAAAUCAUGUGGUAGAAUGUCAUGAUUGCAGCAGUUGAUGAAAUUGCAUUUGAAGUGAGCUUAAACUAAGUGUAUAUAAUGAAAGAUAUUUAUGUUUAGAUUUAUCAAAUAGGGAAUAUUGAACUAUUUAACACUCAUUUAUAUACUUCAUUUGACUGCCUUACUAGAACAUAGUGGGUGUAGGAUCUGAAACUAGACACCCUUGAUUAAAAAAAUGACUGUAUAAAUGUAAAUACUGAGCUAUAUUGUAUGCAAAAGAAAAUUGGAAAUAUUAUUUUAUACAAAUACAAUUUCUCAGAGAAAGAUUUUGUCUUAGAAGUUUUUCUUCUCAGAAACAGAGGUAAAAUGAUUGACAGCCCUUUUUUCAAUACCUCACCUUGUGAGGAUAACAGCACGGAGACUUUUUCUAAAAUGUUUUAUUAGUUGUUGAACACUUUGGGAGGGAUUUUUAGAACAUUCCUCCAUACAAAACUAUUCCACAUCCUUGAUAUCCUUUGUCUGCGCUAAUGGACUGCUCCCUUCAAUUGGGUUUCAAGUCCGGAGACUGAGAAUUGAGCUUGACCCAGUACCAGGACAUUUUGGCCAGGAGGAGGAAACUUUGCCGCGACUGGAUCUUCGAGUGAGACAAUAACCCCAAGCACACAUCAAAAUCCACAAAGAAAUGGUUAAUAGGCCAUUCAACAUUUUGCAAUGGACAUCUGUCUCCAGACAGAAAAGGGAAGUCCAUAAGCGCAGACUAAGGAUCUGGAAAGAUUCUGUAUGAAGGAAUGGUCUAAGAUCCCUCCCAAUGUGUUCUCCAAUCUCAUAAAACAUGUUUAAAAUGGCUCAAUGUUAUUAUCCUCACAAGGUGAGGUAUCAAAAACAGGGGUGUCCAUUUUUACCCCUACCUUUUGAGGGGAAAAAAAUAUUACUAAACAAAAUGUAUUUCUCUUAGCAUUGUUUUAGCAUAUAAUAUAGCUCAGUAUUUGAAAUAUUUUAUACAGUCAUUUUUGCUCAUCAUUAUCAAGGGUGUCAAUUUCAAACCCCACUGUUUAUAGAGAUAAAGUGCUUUUGGUCAAUAGUGAGUUUCGUAUUGACUCCCUCUUAAUACUCAAGUUGGCUGCUGUUUGUGAGAUUGAAAAGGAAUUCCAUGGACUGUUUCAAGACUUUACACUUUGGUUUCAAUAGAGGACUGUUCAAUAACUUGCCUGGCUGCAUUUCAUAGCAUUUACAUCACAUAAUCAAAGGAUUCAACUUCAUGUAACAUCUUUUCAUCAGUUGAUCUUAAAGUCUGUAUUAUUGUAUGACACUUGACAGUAUCCAUUUGUCAUCUUUAUGGCAGGAUAAAUACCUUUUUUUCAUAAAGGGAAAAUUGUGAAGAAAAAUGUAGAAAGCUUGUUGCUACUGUACACUAGGUCUGAAAUAUACUGUUUAACUUCUGAAUAGUCCAUAUUUUGGGUUACAUAUUAUUUUAUAUUAAACACGAUUGUUGUUGCACAUGCGUGUGGAACCGGAGUUGUGCCUAAUGCUUCGAUCACACCUACAGCGUCAUUGCGCAGGAUCUUCUGGAUGUGUGCAACAAAAGUUCACAUUCACCUUCUAUGUCUGUCAAGCCUUCUACGCAUACCAUUUUAUGCGUACGUUUGAUAAAUCCAACGUAUCCACCACAGAACGCACUGCAACUGCCAUGUUGCAAGGCAAACGCAGUGUUCCAUUGGAAAUUAAUGUACUUCUGGUGUACCAAAACACAAUGACGCAGUCGGUGUGAGCGAGGCGCAAGUCUUUCUUAGACAUUGUUACUAUAGGCCAAGUACAUCAAUGUGAUCUUUAUCAAAAGGCUAAAUAAAAUACCUGGUUCCAAUGUGUGAUCUAUGUUACAAAAAAAACAUCACAACUUUUCUUAAAGGCCUUCAUUUGUCUUUAUACAGUCUUGUACUAAACUGGCCCCGCCACAGAUUUUAUGUUGAACGCUCUACAACAAAGCUUUGUGUCCAGCAAGCUUACUCUGCCCUUAACUUUGUUCUGAACACCUCCAAAACAAAGGUCAUGUGGUUCGGUAAGAAGAAUGCCACUCUCCCCACAGGUGUGAUUACUACCUCUGAGGGUUUAGAGCUUGAGGUAGUCACCUCAUACAAGUACUUUGGAGUAUGGCUAGACAGUACACUAUCCUUCUCCCAGCACAUGUCCAAGCUGCAGGCUAAGGUGCAAUCUCUAUCGUAAUUGCUCCUCUUUCACCCCAGCUGCCAAACUAACCCUGAUUCAGAUGACCAUCCUACCCAUGCUAGAUUAGGAAGACGUAAUUUAUAAAUCGUCAGGUAAAGGUGCUCCCGAGGCUAGAUGUUGUUUACCAUUUGGCCAUCCGAUUUGCCACUAAGGCUCCUUAUAGGACACAUCACUGAUGCUUAUUUAUAAAACCCUCUUAAGUCUCACUCCCCUCAGAUACCUACUGCAACCCUCAUCCUCCACAUACAGCACCCGUUCUGCCAGUCACAUUCUGUUAAAUUUGGGUAUGUCAUUUUUGGCAAAAAUGGAAGGGGAAAAAAGGGUUGGAUCUAGGUCCCCAAAGCACACAUCCCAGGGUCGCUCCUCUUUUCAGUUCGCUGCAGCUAGUGACUGCAACGAGAUGCAAAAACCCCAAACUGGACAGUUUUAUCUCAAUCUCUACAUUCAGACUCAGUCAUGGACACUUACUGACUCUUGUGGCUGCUUUGCGUGAUGUGUUUGUACCAAGUGUUGUCAUUUUGCUACCGCGUUGUGUUGUCAUCUUAGGUCUCUAUGUAGCGUUGUGGUGUUUCAUCCUACAUUUUUUUUUAUUCACCAUCCCCACAGGAGGCCUUCUGCCUCUUGGUCGGCCAUCAUUGUAAAUAAGAAUUUGUUCUUAAUUGACUUGCCAAGUUAAAUUAAAUAAAAAGUAAAGUUCA